This is a messenger RNA of Cotesia congregata, 1506 nucleotides long. NCBI's taxonomy places the organism in Eukaryota, Metazoa, Arthropoda, Insecta, Hymenoptera, Braconidae. The record is from the annotation of a GenBank genome assembly.
GAAGACAAGAUGUUCAAGCUUUUGAUUUCGCUUAUUUUUUUCACUGUCGUCGCUGCUGAUCCGUUGAGAGGGUUUCCUUUCUUCCGACGGUUCCCAGGGCGAAUCGUAGGAGGUGACAACACAACGAUCGAAGAUGUUCCCUACCAAAUAAGCCUUCAAGUAUACGGCGGGCACAACUGUGGCGGCAGCAUUAUCUCAAAAGAAUGGAUUGUUACAGCAGGCCAUUGUGUUUCUUCAGCCGUAAGCAGUCACUCAGUCCGCGCCGGCACAACUUUUCACAAUACUGGUGGAUCUCAUCACACAGUCGCGGAAAUAAUCCGUCACGAAGGCUACGGGUCAGAUAAAUCAGGGUUCCCAAUUAAUGACAUAGCUUUAAUCCGGGUUCAGGAAGUUUUUCAAUUCGAUGAAACGAGACAACCGAUCCCACUUUUCAACCCCGAUGAGGAAGCGAUACCCGGAUCUAUUUCCGUUAUAACUGGUUGGGGAAAUACCUUGUCGGAGUUUCCAGACAAUUUACAAACUGUUGACGUGCCAAUUAUCUCAAAAGCACAGUGCAACGAAAAUUAUGCCAGCUACGGAGGGAUUCCUGAGAAUGAAAUUUGUGCGGCUUAUCCAGGGGGUGGUAAGGACGCCUGUCAAGGAGAUUCUGGUGGACCUCUCGCUAUCGAAGGACGCCUUGCCGGGCUUACGUCCUGGGGGAUCGGGUGUGCUCGUCCAGAGUAUCCCGGAAUGUUCAAGCUUUUGAUUUCGCUUAUUUUUUUCACUGUCGUCGCUGCUGAUCCGUUGAGAGGGUUUCCAUUCUUCCGACGGUUCUCAGGGCGAAUCGUAGGAGGUGACAACACAACGAUCGAAAAUGUUUCCUACCAAAUAAGUCUCCAAGUGUACGGCGGGCACAACUGUGGCGGCAGCAUUAUCUCAAAAGAAUGGAUUGUUACAGCAGGCCAUUGUGUUUCUUCAGACGUAAGCAUUCACUCAGUCCGCGCCGGCACAACUUUUCACAAUAUGGGUGGAUCUCAUCACACAGUCGCGGAAAUAGUCCGUCACGAAGGCUACGGGUUAGACAGAUCAGGGUUCCUGAUGAAUGACAUAGCUUUGAUCCGGGUUAAUGAAGUUUUUCAAUUCGAUGAAACGAGACAACCGAUCCCACUUUUCAACCCCGAUGAGGAAGCGAUACCCGGAUCUAUUUCCGUUAUAACUGGUUGGGGAGAUACCUUGUCGGAGUUUCCAGACAAUUUACAAACUGUUGACGUGACAAUUAUCUCAAAAGCACAGUGCAACGAAAAUUAUGCCAGCUACGGAGGGAUUCCUGAGAAUGAAAUUUGUGCGGCUUAUCCGGGGGGUGGUAAGGACGCCUGUCAAGGAGAUUCUGGUGGACCUCUCGCUAUCGAAGGACGCCUUGCCGGGCUUACGUCCUGGGGGAUCGGGUGUGCUCGUCCAGAGUAUCCCGGAGUUUAUACAGAGGUUGCGGCUUUCCGAUCUUGGAUUAAGCAAAAGACUGGAAUUUAA